GAAGAAAAAAACGUUCAUCUUGUGGAUUACGCGAUUUCCCAAACCAGGCCAAACCUGUACGCCCAUUUCUUUCUACGCUGCCUAUUAUUUUGCUAGCUACCUUCUUAUCUUCUGGAUGAACAAUUGACAACAGCAAGGAAAAUUCAUGAUAAACUUUUGACCUUUGACUGGGAACUAAAUAAUGCCAGUUUGGUUGAGGAACCUGCAGAGACAGGUGCUAUUCAAUGAGGGUCUGCUCAAGCUACAGUCUGAGCUUCUACUCAACCUCCUGGGAGUCGGCCAUUUUGAUAUCAGUUUAGCAUGUGUGGACACGGAAGAGAUACAGCACCUGAACAAGAUUUACCGAAAUAAAGACAAACCGACCGAUGUGCUCUCAUUUCAAUACCACAAGGUCACAGCUCCCGGGGUACUGCCUGAAGUUAUUCACGAUUGGGAUCGUAACCUUGGUGAUAUCGUGCUGGGUGUGCCUGUGAUUGAGGGGGUGUGCCGGUAUGAGGGUGUGAGGUUAGUGGACCGCCUCCCAGUAUUAGUGACACACGGACUCUGUCAUCUGAUUGGUCACUCUCAUAGCAACCCAAAGCAAUGGUCAGAAAUGUUCCGGGCAGAGGGGAAAUUGUUGACAUGCUUCAACCAAUCUUUUGGAACUAAUUUAAAACCAUUAACAGAACAACAGAACUAGCCUAUCUAUAAUUAUAUAUCAUUGUUUGUCAAAUUGAUAUUAAAUGUGUGCAGCAAAA
This is a messenger RNA of Halichondria panicea, 737 nucleotides long. RefSeq names its product endoribonuclease YbeY-like. Gene Ontology annotation, biological process: rRNA processing. The coding region runs from base 182 to 679 and encodes 165 amino acids. Gene Ontology annotation, molecular function: metalloendopeptidase activity. NCBI's taxonomy places the organism in Eukaryota, Metazoa, Porifera, Demospongiae, Suberitida, Halichondriidae. The transcript has 4 exons. The record is from RefSeq and is a predicted model, not a curated record.